This is a messenger RNA of Didymodactylos carnosus, 1002 nucleotides long. NCBI's taxonomy places the organism in Eukaryota, Metazoa, Rotifera, Eurotatoria, Philodinida, Philodinidae. The record is from the annotation of a GenBank genome assembly.
AUGGAGAGAACAAAUGGCGCAGACGACCGUACCUUUCAGUUUAACAAUGAAUCAGUUAUAUAUCGUCCUCUGACAACUAAUGAGCAAGAAGCGGCUCUAACACAUUGGCGAAGUAACUUUCCAGCAACGAAACCAGAUUUCUUUGACCGUUACUAUUCUUGUGCUUCACCUACAUACGUAGAAGGAGAUACACUAGGUGCUUUUUAUGAGGGAUCAUUAGUUUCUACCGUACAUAUCUGUCGUUUGAAGCCCCAUCAAUGGAACGAUGAUACACUUCUCUGCGGUGGUAUUGCAAACGUUUCAACGGUAUCAGCUUAUCGCUGUCAUGGUUUGUCACGUCAUCUAUUAACAUUAGCAAUAGACAAAAUGACGAAAGAAGGGUUUCAUUAUUCACUAUUAGGUACAGACAAGUAUAGUCAUUAUGCAGCAUUAGGUUGGGAGCAAAUGCAUCUAACUUACACCAUUGUUGAACUAGAUCAAAAUUUACUCACAACUACAUCUAAUAUCAGCAAAUGGAUACCAUUUACAUCAAUGACGAACUUUCCUGACUUGUCAACACUUUAUGAGAAUAAUGUGCGUCCGUUGCAGUUUGAACGCUCGCCGUCUUAUUUUGAACAUUGGGUUGGAUGGAAUUGGCGCAAAUCAUCGGCCUUUAUAAACGUAUUACAAGGAAAAGGAUAUAUCGUAUUGAGUAUUCUUGAUAACACGGAUGAAAAAUGCUUGACAGUUUCAGAAUGGAAAUGUGAGGAUGAAGAAACAGAGAAAAUUCUUCUCAAAUCAGCUGCGGUUGAAGCACUUAAACAAAAUACGACCAAGCUACGAUUCGAUGCUCUGCCACAGUAUGUUAAUAAACAAUAUUUCAACGAACUUGGCGUGGUGACCAACGCAACACACGAUGAUUCAAUGAUUCGGAAUAUCAACUUAUCGACGGAAAAAUACAAUCAAUUAAAAGAAUUAUACACAUCGGGAAAAAGCAUUUGUUGGAGAUCAGACUGGUUUUAG